GAGCUCGAGCCCCUCAUCCAUUCAGUCGUCUGACUUAAUGUUAAUUCUAAAAACUUAUUUUUUUUCACAAAAAGAAAAAGAAAAAGGAACAACACCAGAACCUCUUUAAGGAACUUUUGAGUAAGUCUCUUCUUCUCGGUAACAAAGUCUACUUGAGGUUGAAGAAGAAGUGCAUCACCGUCUAAUAAACUCCAAAAACCUGAAAUCGGCACCAAACUUCUCCUUCUCUCGUUCUGUUGCGAACCACUAUGCCGGGAGCUGUGGAUCGUAUGGAGCUGAGGAAAGUCACCACAGAUGUCGACGACGACAGCAACGACAGCCUGGACGACCGCUUCACAGAGCCCAUCGAUUCCGAGAAGGCCACCAUCGACAGUCAAUUCUUGGACGAUAAUGAUGACGCAGAGAGCCAGAAGUUCCUGUCAAAUGGGAUGAUGAAGAAGAAGAAAUAUGAGGAAUACCAUGAAGAAUAUCAUCCCGGCCAUGCUUCAUUCGGGAUGUCUGUCUUCAACUUGAGUAACGCCAUCAUGGGCAGUGGCAUCCUCGGUCUGUCCUACGCCAUGGCAAACACAGGCAUUGUGCUCUUUACAAUCCUUCUCGUUGGUGUGGCUAUCCUCUCCUUGUAUUCUGUACAUCUGCUCCUUAUGACUGCGAAAGAAGGAGGAUCACUCAUCUACGAAAAGCUGGGGGAGAGAGCAUUCGGUUGGCCUGGAAAAUUUGCAGCAUUCGUAUCGAUAAUCAUGCAAAACAUCGGAGCCAUGUCCAGCUACCUCUUCAUUGUGAAAUACGAGCUGCCUGAAGUCAUUCGAGCCUUCUUGGGUUUAGAAGAAAUCUCUGGUGAAUGGUACAUGAACGGAAACUACCUGGUGGUGUUUGUGUCGAUCGGGAUCAUUCUCCCUCUGUCGCUACUUAAAAAUCUAGGCUAUCUGGGCUACACCAGUGGUUUUUCCCUUUCCUGCAUGGUGUUCUUCCUCGGUGUGCUGAUCUACAAGAAGACCCAGCUGCCCUGCCCUCUUCCUUUCUUUUACCACCACUCGUCCAACCUCAGCAUGAAUGCUUCGGCCAUGCCUGGGUUAUACUCGUUACACAACAACUCGGUGCAAAUGGAUUUCUCCCGGGCUGACGUUUCCCCGGCGGCACUGGGCGCCCACGACGCCCAUCACUCCACUGGCGUCCACGUCGAGCCUCACCCCGACGAUGAGGAGAUGUGCACACCAAAAUACUUUGUCUUCAACUCACAGACGGCUUACACUGUGCCAAUCCUGGCCUUUGCCUUUGUCUGCCAUCCUGAGGUGCUGCCAAUCUACAGUGAGCUAAAAGAUCGCAGCCGGAAAAAGAUGCAGAACGUCUCCAACCUGUCCAUCUUGGCUAUGCUCAUUAUGUACAUGCUGUCGGCUUUGUUUGGCUACCUCACCUUUUAUGAUAACGUGGAGGCAGAGCUGCUCCACACCUUCACCAAGGUCUACAAGUUCGACACUAUGUUGCUACUGGUGCGUUUGGCUGUUCUCACCGCCGUCACACUGACUGUCCCCAUCGUGCUGUUCCCUAUCCGCUCCUCCAUCACUACAUUGCUGUUCAGCAAGAGAGAGUUCAGCUGGGUUCGCCACAUGCUGAUCGCCGCCUGCAUCCUGGCCUUCAACAACAUGCUGGUCAUCUUCGUCCCCACCAUCAGAGACAUCUUCGGCUUCAUCGGUUCCUCUGCAGCCACCAUGCUCAUCUUCAUCCUACCCGCUGCUUUUUACCUCCGCCUGGUAAAGUCGGUGCCGUUCCGCUCCCCGCAAAAGAUUGGGGCGGCCGUCUUCCUGGUCGUGGGAGUCAUCUUCAUGAUUGGCAGCUUGUCACUCAUCGUCCUCGAUUGGAUUCACAACCCACCAGGCUCCGGCGAUGGUCACUAAGCCCCUCUUUUCCCCCUAUCAUCAGAUUCACAAUUAAGAGUGCAGCAAACCUUACCCUCAACCACCACCACCCAAAUCCCCCACCUGUCUCUUCUAGUUCGCCUCAGAUGGUCCAACAUCUGGGAACAGGGUUCACAAAUGGUUCCCUUCUCUUCACCAGAUCACACAACCUCAACAUACUGUAUCGACAUGAUGUGCUGCACCGGGUUAAGACAUCUUCAGUUUUCCCUCAGAAAAUAUAACUGGAGGGAAACUAUUUAGCUCGGUUUUUAUUUUUAUUUUUCGUCUUUUUCUGUUUUUAUUUGUUGCUGUAAAGUUCUGGAUGUGACACAACCCAAACAAGAGAAUCAAAACCUGGAGAGGAGGAAACAGACUCUCGUUUAACAUGUCACCUAGACAGCCUGAAAUCAUCAUCAUCAUCAUCAUCAUCAUCAUCAUGGACAUCAUCUUUAUUAUUCCAGUUAUAAAGAGACAAACCAACACAUAUUGUGCAGCCCUCACCUGAAGCAGAUCUGUGAACUGCCAUUUGCUGCUGGAAGACGAUACGAGUCCCUCAGUCCUCCGUGCACUCAAAGAAGACAUUUGGAGGUGGAAUCUAUCGUCCUCCAUGAAACAAGGAGCACUUCUAGCAUUACAUUUACAAGUGUGCAGGAUGAGCACACACACGCACAUAUACACACACACACACACAUAUACAUAUAUAUAUAUAUAUAUAUAUAUAUAUAAACAUAUUAAAAACACAUCAGCAGCCCAUGAAAAAUUCCUGAAAUGAAUAUCAGCCUCAUCUCAAAGCGACGAUCAGUAACUUUAUUCAAUCAUGUAGAGAGAAAAUUUGGCUUAAUUUGCUGCUCUGCUACAUAUUAACAAUCAUAAGCUUUGCCAAAGUCUGCAAGCACAUACAGUUUAGUCGAUCGAGUUCAUGCUAGAGCUUCCCAGCUCCACAUUAUCAAGGAUCUUCCUCGCUGGCCAAAAGCUGUUUUUCAUCCUAGCUGUGUGCACAAAGCAUGCAAUGAGGAGGUGCUUUCAGUAUUACUGUCACAGAAGGAUCUGAACAUGCAAGGUAUGAAUGUACAUAAUUAAGUGUCUCUACUGAAAAAAAUUAGUGUUGUACAUAAUAUCUUACUUGGCCUCAGGCUCUUUGCCAUUCAGGUUGUUUGAAGUUACACGAUCAUUUCCAACACACAGUAUGUACACUUGCUGGAAUAAUUUAUUAGGCACUUAAUGUAGGGCUGGACAGCUAGCUAGAAAUCAUAUGUUCUUAUUUUUUUAUAAAUAA
Scomber scombrus (Atlantic mackerel) is the source of this 3168-nucleotide messenger RNA. It is a transcript of the gene slc38a4, whose product is annotated as solute carrier family 38 member 4. Lineage: Eukaryota; Metazoa; Chordata; Actinopteri; Scombriformes; Scombridae. The coding region runs from base 249 to 1892 and encodes 547 amino acids. The transcript has 16 exons. Gene Ontology annotation, biological process: amino acid transmembrane transport. Gene Ontology annotation, molecular function: amino acid transmembrane transporter activity. The record is from RefSeq and is a predicted model, not a curated record.